Molecule: messenger RNA, 2337 nt
Organism: Eurytemora carolleeae
Lineage: Eukaryota; Metazoa; Arthropoda; Copepoda; Calanoida; Temoridae
Product: cingulin
Exons: 5
Source: RefSeq, a predicted model, not a curated record
AAACAGGUUCCUGAAGUUGUAUCUGACAACAAGAAUAAAAUAAACUCGGAAUUGGAGAAGCUUAAAGAGGAAAAUAAGCAGCUCAUUGAAGAGAAUGGACAUAUUAUUGAGUCGAAGGUGCUUCUCUUGAAAGAAAUGGAACAGUUUGGAGAGGAAACUGAAAAGCUUAACGAGCUGAAAGAGCAGCUUGAGAAUGAAAAUGAGCAGCUCAGACAAGAAAAUAUGCAGUUGUUGAAAAAAAGUAAAAAUGAAAAUAACGAAAAUCACCCAGAUUGCUUGUCGGCCGAACUUAAGAAAGAAAUUGAGAGGCUUAUAAAAGAAAAAGACCAGCUUGAGUAUGACAAAGAUCAGUGUGCAAAAGAAAAAGAGCUGCUCGAGCAGGAAAAGGAGCAGCUGGAAGAUGACCUACUUGAAACUAAUGAGGAAAACGAAAGGUUCGUUGCUGAAAUCCAAAAUAAGAAUUCACAAAUUUCAGAGUUAAAGAAUAGGCUUGACUCUCUGAGAAAUCAGAUUGCUGAUAACUUAAAAGAAAUGAGAACCCAGACUGAAACUAUAACUGAACAAGAACAAGAAAUCAAUGCUUUGACCGCCAACAUAAAGAAACAGACUGGAGACGGAAGUGAAAUUGAAAAAUUAAAAAUUCAAAUCAAUCAAUUUGAAAGUCAACAAAGCGACAACUUAAAACAAAUAGUUGAUCUUAAGCGAAAACUUUCCGACGUCAACAACGAACUUCGUGAGACAGAAACCCAGAAUGAAAGCAACGCCCUUAAAAUUGAAAAAUGUAACGAGAUAAUUUCCAACCUUGAAUCCGAGCUUCGAGAAAGAAAUGUCCAGGUUUGUGGAUUUCUGGAUCUACUCAAGAAAGUUAAAUCAAUAAAACAAGCGAGAAAAUCUGAAAGUUUGAUCAACAAUGAUGUGAUUGAUUUAGAAGACGACACCGAGAAUGUUGAUAUCGAUGUUGUCGAUAUAUCUGGAAAACAUGCUGAAGAUGCCUUGAUGGAAUCCAAAGAAAUCCUUGAAUAUAUUCUACAAGAUUCAUCCUGUAUUCAAUCCGAUACGGAAAAACAUCUUGAAUAUGCUGUGCAGCGUGUAGAAGAGCUAGAAUCCCUUCUUGCUGCCUCGUAUCAAGAUCUAGAAACUAAAGAAGAAGAAAUCAACAAUCUCAGGUUGAAAAUGGCGAGCUCUCAGUCUGAUAAGGAAACUGAAAAUAGAAAGAUAAUCGAGUGUGCCAAGAAAAUUGAAAGUUUUGAAACUAAUUAUAAGGUAGCAGACAGUAAUCUUAAGAAAGCGCACAUUUGCAUUCAAGGGUUUGUCAAAGAAAACCUGGCGUUGUCCGAAAAAUUGAAAAAACUGGAAAAAUCCGGUCCCGAUGGAAGCUCUGGUAAAAGAUCACAAUUUAUAAAUCAAGGGAUCGAUCGUGCGCGAUCAAAGUUUGAUGAAUCUUUGAAGAAAUAUCGAGGACGUUAUGACAAACUACGAGGCUACUUGAAGCAGCGUGACACUGUAUGCGAGAUGCUGCGGAUUCGUAUGGAAGAACUUGCGCAUUUUCUGAGUCAACUUCUCGAAAACGGAGAUGAUACGUUGAACAUGAGUGCACUCAGUCUAGAUAUCAGAGAGAGCAUUCAAACCUCGAUUGAGCAAUCUUUUAUUCUAUCUGCAUCUAUAAUCAACACCAAUUCCAUAAUUGAGGAAGAGGUUGAAGUUGAUCUUGAUGAUUUUGACGAUGAAUGGAAAGCUCCUAAUAUCUCCUAUGAAGCUGAUCAAGAUGAAAACGCAAUAGCUGAACCAAAUUUAAGAAGGUUCAGCGAUGGAUCACAUGGAACACUACCCCGGAGAGAGACGGACUCUGUUCUAAAUAAAUCUUGUCCUGAAUGUCAUCUUCAUAAAUCCGGGAAACUCUGCGAGGAAAAUUAUGAGACACUACUUCUAGAUCUCAGGGAUGCGCUAAGGAAGAGAAGAGAGGCUGAGGAUUCAUUACAAUUGAAGCAGACUGAGUUGGAUAGAUUAAAUGUAGAAUUAGCGGCCGCAAAAAGUGAAAUAAAAACCUCCAAAUCGAGAAACUGUGACGGGGAGAACAUUAAUAGUUUUGAAUUCCUUCGUCCCUCCACCCCUCUGGAGAAGGGGUCCCAACCGUCCUUGCUCCCUGUCCCUACCAGGACGGAUGGAUCUGGGUCCUUGAGAAGAUCUCCGUCCUUGCCUUGUAAACUCCGGAGAUCAAGUUCUCUUCCUAGACCUAGAUUAAGUAGUAAAGAUUCUGAUUCCAUAGUUGAGGUUGGAGCUGUAAAACUUGUUUCAAGAAUUCCUCGCUUUAAGGAGUGGGGCGGACCGGGGAGGUAG